This is a messenger RNA of Mytilus californianus (California mussel), 2006 nucleotides long. RefSeq names its product P-selectin-like. Lineage: Eukaryota; Metazoa; Mollusca; Bivalvia; Mytilida; Mytilidae. The record is from RefSeq and is a predicted model, not a curated record. The transcript has 7 exons. The coding region runs from base 1 to 933 and encodes 310 amino acids.
AUGGACAUACAUUGGAAUAAAGCCAUUAGUUAUCUGUCUCAACAGGAGAAUUACUGCAGGACACCGACAGGAGAUCGAUAUAAUGAUAAUGGACCUUGGUGUUAUUUUGAUACGGAAGGAGGACGGGGUAGUUGUAAUGUGCCUAUAUGUGAUAGCGCAUCAUGUCCAGAUCUAUCGCUUCGGGCCCAUUUACAAACACAGGACAACAAGGAUUCAUACAGAUAUGGAGAAACUGUCAACCUUGCAUGCGAAACUGGAUACAAAUUAAAUGGUUUAAGAAACCUAUCAUGUCAAGAGUCUGGCAAUUGGAGGAAUACAAUACCAACAUGUGAAGUUGUUACUUGUCAUGGUUUCUCAAAUGAACUUCAUCAAAAAUGGCACCCAGUUAAACAAUCAUACAUAUAUAAUGACAAUGUCACGUUCACAUGUGAUGAAGGAUAUGCAUUGGCGUCAUCUACAAGUAUUACAUGUCAUUCUGAUGGAACAUGGAGUGACAUUCAACCAAAUUGCACAGGUAUUCCAUGCUCUCCGUUGCCUAAGAUUGACAAAGCCUUACUACCAAACCAGACAAAAGAUUAUCGAUAUCCUGAAACAGUCAAGGUCACUUGUGAAACUGGUUAUACAGUUGAAGGUUAUGAUCUUCUUGAGUGUAAUUCAACUAGAUUUUGGAGUUCUGUACCACAGUGUACAAGUAUAGACAAACUACAAUCUAAGAAAGAUUCCGUGGAAAUUAGACGUAUAUGUAUGUCCUAUGGAUUAUUUGGAGGGAUUUUAGCUGCAAUAGUUACAAUAUCUGCAGGGGUAUAUAUAGGAACUUGCUUUUGUUACAGGAAACGAUUGAGGAAACACGUUACAGUAUAUGAAGAUAUGCAGUUAAAUACGGUUGAAAGACAGAAUUCAAGGAACGAGGAAACGUACACUGAAUUGACAUGAAGAUUGUAUCAGAAAUUUUUCAGAAUAAUGGUCAAAAAUUUACUUCUCAGUUCUCGUUCUACCAAGGAACACGUAGAACAUAUGUUUUUAUUUAAAUAUCUUCGUACGUUUUAUCAAUAUAAAAAAGAGUGAAACCGUGUCAUCAAUGAAAUUGUAUAUAGGAAGUGUGUUCAGAUAUUUAUCUUAGAAAGAUAUCUACUCUGACAGUCAUAUUUGUUUUUAUAUCUCUGGACCAGCCUAAUCUAAUUAAUAGACAACUUGAAUGAAUUGUUUUUUGUAAAAGUGUUCACUGUGGUUUAUGAGAAACAUUGUUAGAUGAAGUUUAUCUAUAUGAAUGGAUAUAAAUACCCAAAAAUAAGGCCAACAUGAUAUUAUUUACGGCAUAAUUUUGUAACCUUGUAUGAUGGGGUUUACAUCCUAGAUGUUGAAUGGUGUAAGCUGACUGAUGCUAAAGUUACUGAUUAUAUAUGUUGGUGCUACGACCAAUCCCAGUGUAGAGUAAAGUGUUUUGCAAACUCUAGAAGUUUAAUUUUUAGUUAACCCUACAUAUUAAUACACUGGAACUUUGUCAAAGUGGGGCGUCCGUUUGGCUGUGCGGGAUGUACAAGUACACAGCCACGUCCGGUCAGAAUGGGGACGUUAAAUCCGUUGCUUUGUGUAAAGAGUGCCCUUGCAACAACUCUUUGAGGCGUCCGUAGGUGGCCUGUUGCAAGGCAACAUUUCUGUCCCUAUCCAACAUAACCUCAUUUUCCAGUGGCAAUUUUCCCCGAUUUACAUCCCGGACGGCCUAUAUUACAGGACAUACAUAUUGUGUUUAUUGAUAUCUUGUUCUCGUCCCGAAUAUUCAUGAAGUGGUUGCCACUGGACGUUAAGCACUCAACAAUCAAUCAAUCAAUCUGUACUUUCUUAAACAAGGAUAAAAAUAGACAGGUACAUGUACCUGUAACUUAUAGUCCAUUGAACAGUUCAGACAACUGAUUGUGAUCGAGUUUAACAUUCAUUACACUUAUCACAUAGCUUUAUAUGUUGCGUUUUCAAAUUAUAAUUUUUAGUCAACAAAAGUUCCUCCUGAA